UUUAGAAUUCGAGAAUAACAAAAACCGGCAUCUGUUUUUUCGUUAAAGAAAUCAAACUAGUGGCCCAAGAAAAGUAAAAUGAUUUCUAAAGCUGAAGACUAAGAUUCUUGCGCGCAUUAUUUUUGGGUAGAAUUGGCGAUAUACGUAGCCGCGUGUAUUACCUAUCAAUUGCCUCUUAAUUAAACAUUAGGUAGUCGACUGGAGUACAUUCGAUUUUGUUACCACAAUGGAAAGAAAAAAUACGUAUGCAUCAGAUUCUGAAGUUCGGAUACUACUAGCCAAUGUUAGUUUCGAAGAACUUUCAGAAUCAGAUGAUACUAGUCUCUACUCAGGAAAAAAUGUGGAAGUGUUACAAAAUAGUUAUGCUUCCAUCACAUCCAAAAAAGUAGUCUUGAAAGUAUACAAACGAAGAUGGUUCAUUUUGGGGCUCUUCUCCUUAUUGUCUUUCAUGCAGUGCACUGUUUGGAACACAUGGGGCCCAAUUUCAGAAUCUUCACUCACUGCUUUUCCCAGUUGGGAUGCUACUACUAUAGCCUUAUUUGGAAAUUGGGGUACAAUAACAUUUGUCAUCUUCACAGUGCCUCUCAUCUGGCUAUGUGACUUAUAUGGAUUGCGAGUUGGUAUGAUGGUUAGUGCUCUACUUAUGGCACUUGGCACUUCAAUCAGAUGCAUAUCUAUGAAUGAAACCAUAUUCACAUGGAUGGCCCAUUCUGGAGCUAACUUUAAUGGAAUAGCUGGGAUAGUACUGUGUGCAGUUCCUCCUGCAUUGUCUUCACACUGGUUUCCACCUAAUGAAAGAACCACUGCAACAGGGAUUAGCAGUGUUUUUAACCAACUAGGAAAUGCAGGAGGUUUUCUCCUAGGCCCUCUGUUGGUUCGAGAGCCAGACCUGUCGAAUAACAAAACUGUUAUGAAAAACAGCGUCAGGCUACUGAGAAAUGACAUUCUGAAUUUAAUGGAUGCUGAAGCCUUGAUUUGUGCCAUCCUCUUCUUUUGCGUCGUUCUAUACUUCCCAUCAAGACCUAUCCUUCCGCCAAGUGUUACCUCUACGGUUCAGCGACUAAACAUUAAGGAUGGAGUCCUUCACAUUUUAAAGAAUCGCGAGGUUCUUUUGCUAACUACGGCCUUUAGUUUAUCACAAGGCGUUUUGGGAGUAUGGCUGAGUGUAAUGAAUAUGAUGAUCGAGAUGAAUGUCAAUUUGGAACCCCUCGGUUUUAAUCAGGUGCAAAGUGGUUGGUUGGGUUUUUGGGCCAUACUUGCUAGUUGCGUUCUUGCAUUGGUGAUUGCCCGAUUGACCGACUAUCUUGCUGGCCAUAUGAAAAAAACCAUAACUGUGUUAUUGGUUGUUUCAUCUAUAGCGUUUACUAUACUAGCCAUGAUGUGUCUGGCAAUGAUCGAACCCUCAUUAUAUCUUCUGUAUGCCACAGUCAUAAUUGGCUCGUGUGCUAAUUACGCCACAACGCCAUUGUUUAUGGAAUUGGCUGUUGAAAUGGCGUUUCCCGUCGACGAGACCGUAGUUGGUGGAUUCAUGUCCUGCACCUAUAAUCUUGUUGGGGCUUUGUUUCUCUUUGCUUUCUUCAUUCCCGAUAUCGGUGUGACAUGGAUGAAUUACUGCUUAGUGGCUGCACCUGCUGUUUCACUGCCUUUCGUGUUCCUGGCUAAAGAGGAAUAUCGGCGUAGCAGCUUAGAUAAAGAAUGCGCUGGAGACAGAUCGUUGCUUGUCAACUCGACACAAGGGUGCAAUGAAGAAAUGUGAUCUCGCACGCACAUGCUGCGCUAGUCAUCGCAGUCUAAUAGGCCUCAUGAAUUUAUUAUUUAUACAAAAUUAUAGUCUGUUAUUAGAAUAUUUGUGAUGUCGAUGCUUAUUUCUGAGGCAUAAUGAUGUGACGACUACGUAAAUCUAGUGCAAUUAGAUAGAUAAAAUAGUUAUUUAUACUGUUUACGUUUGGCUGCUACCUUCGUUGUUCAUUGUAUCAUUUGUUGUUAGCCAGUUGGUUCUUGUCGGUUGUAUAUGUCUCAGAAGGUUGUUCGUUUGUUCCUUCGUGACCUGUAUCCUUUUGUUCGACAUUCUGUCAAGCGAUGUUCUUUCCAUUUAUACUGGUAUACGAUUUCAAGUUUUAAAACAAAGAGAUUUGAUUGCGUUAUCUCGUUCACAACGUAACAGUAGAGAACAUCGCCUACCUGAGCUGGGCUUUAUUGAUAAGUUAUGUUUUUCCCCAUUCCAGUCUGACGUAUUGAUCUCAAUUGUGGAACAAAAUACAGCAAGUGAACUUGC
Messenger RNA from Daphnia carinata, 2275 nucleotides. Its product is annotated as solute carrier family 49 member 4 homolog. Gene Ontology annotation, molecular function: transmembrane transporter activity. NCBI's taxonomy places the organism in Eukaryota, Metazoa, Arthropoda, Branchiopoda, Diplostraca, Daphniidae. Gene Ontology annotation, biological process: transmembrane transport. Gene Ontology annotation, cellular component: membrane; intracellular membrane-bounded organelle. The transcript is spliced from 8 exons. The record is from RefSeq and is a predicted model, not a curated record. Bases 227 to 1756 code for a protein of 509 amino acids.